AUGUCACUUGCGAAAAAUAAUACUGCGGAUCGUGAAAUCAAUUCGAAAUAUAGUCCGUGUUCUGAACUGAAAGUCCUCGCAAAAGUGAUCUUACAGAAUCAGUCGAACGAAGAAAUAAUCAGUGAUGAUGAGGCACGACGGCGUCGCGAACAGCUCAAUCGACGACCAUCAUACCG
Messenger RNA from Acanthocheilonema viteae, 176 nucleotides. The record is from the annotation of a GenBank genome assembly. Lineage: Eukaryota; Metazoa; Nematoda; Chromadorea; Rhabditida; Onchocercidae.